CAGUGUCUCUAGGAUAAGAGUAUGGCAUGAGUGUUGAUUGGCGCAUGUGCCCAAUGUAAAAGUUCUAGCUUUAAAGAUCCAAUAUUUUCAAUCAAAACCGUGUGAAUCUGCGUUAUAAUUAAUUAUUCGCAACUGUUUAUCAUCCAGAAAACAUGGGAAAGUUGAAUGUUAAGAUAUUGCGGUAUUUGACCCCAGAAGACUUUCGUGUUUUAACGUCGAUUGAAAUGGGUAUGAAAAAUCAUGAACUCGUACCUGCAUCACUCGCCGCGCAGAUAGCGAAUCUGCGUUACGGUGGGGUUCAUAAAUUGUUAAGAGAAUUGUGCAAGAACAGACUGCUUAGCUAUGAACGAGGAAAACGAUAUGACGGCUAUCGUUUGACAAAUGCCGGUUAUGAUUACUUAGCUCUAAAGGUUUUAGCACAGAGAGGAAUAAUUCACUCUUUCGGCAAUCAGAUCGGUGUCGGUAAAGAAUCUAACAUUUACGUCGUUGCGAAUGAGGAAGGGACCUCUCUUUGUUUAAAGUUGCACAGGCUAGGCAGAACGUGCUUCCGUAAUAUUAAAGGAAAGAGAGACUAUCAUCAGCACAGGCAGUCUGCAUCGUGGUUGUAUCUGUCGAGAAUAUCGGCAACCAGAGAGUUUGCGUACAUGAAAGCACUGUUCGACAGAGGUUUUCCCGUGCCAAAACCAAUCGACUUUAAUAGGCAUUGUGUUAUCAUGGAGCUGGUUGAAGGUGGACCGCUGUGUAAUGUAAACGAAGUAAACAAUGUGGAGGCAUUGUACGAUGAGCUCAUGGACUUGAUCGUCAGACUAGCAAAUCAUGGUGUUAUACACGGAGACUUUAAUGAAUUUAAUAUCAUGAUGAAAGAUGACGGCAAGCCUGUUAUCAUUGAUUUUCCACAAAUGAUUUCUACAGAGCACAUAAACGCAGAAGUGUAUUUUCAAAGGGACGUGAAUUGCGUCCGUGAUUUCUUUAAGAGACGUUUUGGAUAUGAAAGCGAAUUGUAUCCAACUUUUCAAGAUGUCUCACGUGAAGGUUGUAUAGACGCUGAAGUCAGAGCUAGUGGUUUAACAAGGCAGAUGGAAAAAGAUCUUUUAAAAGAGAUGGGUGUCGACGAAGAAGAAGAAGAAGAAGAAGAAAACAGUGACGAAGAAACGUAUGAGGAUUGCAGCGAGAAUAUCGAAGAUUUGGAAGAUCAAAUGAGUGAUCUGCAACUUCAAGUUGAAAACGCAGUGAGGGAAAGUUUCCAUGUUUCAGCGAGACAGACUGUUUUAAAUAAUGAAAAUGAAUAUUCUGAAAAAGUAUCGAUAGUAUUACAUUCCGAAAAAGAAAAUAAUACAGAAGACGAGUGCGAACGAAAUAAUAGAAAUGUAACCGUGGAAAAUGUUAAAACCGACGAAGAAAACAAUGAAGACAAGUUGUCCGAUGCAUCAUCAGAUGCGGGAAGCGAAGGAGCAUCCAUUAAUGAUUACGAUGACACACGAAGUAUACGAAGUGUCUCGACAGCCGCUACGAUUGCGCCAGACGUGAUAAAAAGAAGAACAAAAUUAGGACUUGAAAAACGCGACAAAAAGAACCGAUCGAAGAGGAUACUCGUCAAGGGAGAGGCAAGCGCAGUGACGAGGGUGCGUAGGGAUAAUAGAGCUACAAUUCAAGAAUCGACGGGUAUUUGGGGUUGGGAGUGAAGCAUGUACGUACUCGUCAUUUUUGUUAUAAAUUAUUUUUUCACGCGACUAACGCGAUGUACCUUUGUUGAUAAUUUCAUACAAAUAUAUUACCUACGGAUGCAAA
Ooceraea biroi (clonal raider ant) is the source of this 1788-nucleotide messenger RNA. It is a transcript of the gene RIOK2, whose product is annotated as RIO kinase 2. Gene Ontology annotation, cellular component: preribosome, small subunit precursor; cytosol; nucleus. Gene Ontology annotation, molecular function: ATP binding; protein serine/threonine kinase activity. Gene Ontology annotation, biological process: maturation of SSU-rRNA; protein phosphorylation. The record is from RefSeq and is a predicted model, not a curated record. NCBI's taxonomy places the organism in Eukaryota, Metazoa, Arthropoda, Insecta, Hymenoptera, Formicidae.